Messenger RNA from Lingula anatina, 3024 nucleotides. RefSeq lists its product as uncharacterized. Gene Ontology annotation, molecular function: DNA-binding transcription factor activity, RNA polymerase II-specific; RNA polymerase II cis-regulatory region sequence-specific DNA binding. The record is from RefSeq and is a predicted model, not a curated record. Gene Ontology annotation, cellular component: nucleus. NCBI's taxonomy places the organism in Eukaryota, Metazoa, Brachiopoda, Lingulata, Lingulida, Lingulidae. Gene Ontology annotation, biological process: neuron differentiation; regulation of transcription by RNA polymerase II; cell development.
GGAGAAACCGUGUCACGCUAGCUUGGUCUGUGCAAUUUUUACGCACAGGCUGCCCGUCAAAGCGUGGAGCCUACCACUAGAAGUAUAGGCCAACUGAACAGAUCUGGGAUAUCAGCUGUGUGUUUGGUAUUUUCACAGCAAGCCUGUCAACGGGGGAUGCCAGAAAACGAACGUUCAUAUUGGGAAAGUGGCGCUCAGGUGAAAUCUACAAGCUUUGUGCAGGUAAAACUAAGUUGACAGGGCUUAAUUAAGGGGCAAGUGAAUUCACAUCUUCACCUCGCGGACGUCACGGUACGACAUAGGCAAGGUCGGAAGAACGCCAGAAUUAAGGGAGGACGUUAACGAAAACUGGGUACUGAAAUAGGCCCUAGGAAACACAUUGCGUACCGUAGUUCCUCCGCGUGAGUUGAACGCCCUAUACGUACAGCAAAUUGUACGAAGAACUGAAUCUGUCAUCAUAAAACCGCAACAAAACUCUUGGGCCGUGUCGAGCGAUCAUCAUUAUUAUAGUCAACCAAGACUUUCUGAGCCCAGUUUUGAGUCGAGAGGAUUGUCUGCUAUUUUAAUCAUGUUGGGAUUGUAGGCAGGCAAAACAUAAGCCGGUGAUUUGCAAAAACACUAACCGUACCAAAAGACCAUUCGGUGCCGUACUGGCUGUAGGCUGCCUAGCUCAGCCACCGGCCCCACCACACAGCCAGGCUGUUCGUCUGACACAGAGAGCACCGUCAUACAGCCUGAGACCAUCUACUUCUCUACGGACACCCGGCCAUGCUAGCGUAAACUUUUUAUCAUCACCUAUAUUAAAUGGAUAUUCAGAUUCACUGUGCGUUUGCAUCACCGGACAAAAUAGUUAUGACUGGCAGUGGGAUCAUAAACUCUACUCCCUUCGUCUACUAAAGUCGGGGAGAGAAAAUACUCCAUUUUAUUCCACUGUAACUGGCUCUAUCAUAAGAAUCACAUAAGCAUCGUUAUUCGUCUCCAAGAAUCCGUGCUAUCGUAUGGUUUAACAGUAAGCGUUUUUUGGAGAAAUACGCAUUCAGUUCCAAGUAAACGUGAACCACGGAACGCCAUCAAGAGGGACACCCACUCUUUCCGAGUGCCCAACACGACACAAACACAGAGGCACUGACCAGCGACGCCGCUGUUAAUAUGGCGCAUUCAACGGCGCCUUAUACGGGAUACCCUUCUUAUAACGGACACUGCAACACGGGGACUGGUACAGCACUUAGUUCUCCGCCAGCCGCCUCACAGCUGGUUAUGCCAACGCCUAUGGCAGCGGUUCCGGGGAACACGCCUCACUGCUGUGACACGGGCCGAUCACUGGUCACCGACCCUCACACCGGGCAGUCGGUUUGCUCGUGCCAGUACAGCCCCACCCUCAGCCUCAGCUAUGCAAGGAUGCCGUCGGCACUCUCCGAGAACAUAUACAGUUCAUCGUAUCACGGGACGCAGGGGUACCUGCCGCAUAUCACAUCCGACCACACACCUUUGUAUUCUUCUUUGAAUACUGCCUAUGAUGUGAAAGACAGCUCAGAGCUAUGGCACGGUAUUCCCCCUACCGCCUACCAGUACGACUACACGUGGGCUGGCUACCCAUACUCAGGCUAUGCAUCAGAAUUUAAUGGGGUUCGAAGAAAGAACGCAUCCCGGGAAACAACGAACACUCUAAAAGCCUGGCUCAACGAGCACAAGAAGAAUCCGUAUCCAACAAAAGGAGAAAAGAUCAUGUUGGCAAUUAUAACAAAAAUGUCUUUGACCCAAGUGUCUACUUGGUUUGCGAACGCAAGGAGGAGGUUAAAAAAGGAGAAAGGAUGGUUUGGCAAUGACGAAGACAGUAAUGACAACGAGAGCACAAAGAAGGAAGGAGAGACAGAAAACUCCAAAGAUUCCGAUGCGAGGACGCCAUGUUCAUCAACGCAGAAUCUGGACCACGAAAGCAACGGAGACGCCGAGUCCCCCUGCAGUAAUUCAAGUAAUACCAGUCUUCUUCACACUCUGGACGCGCCUCUCUCCUCUCAUCAAACCUCUCCGACGACGCUACCGCAGGCGGCGGCCGCCCUCACCUCCUCGUUCCCCGCGGCGACUCCAGUGGCGCUGGAUCAGAAGCCAACUGCCUUCGACGAUCCAACUAACGACGAUGUGACGGGAGGGAAAUUCGGUUUGGAUCCCUCACAGGAUAAGAAAAUUUGGUCCAUAGUGAGUACCGCGACGAACAGCUUCUCUCCGCCGCCGUUACACACGAAACCAGCGGACACCACUGCCAAUGGUUUACAGCAGCAGCAACAACAGCACAGCGUGCAACCGUCUUUUAGAGUAAUUUCCAAACCGGGACAGAGUUUCCCCGACCCUUUGGCUAAUCCUGACUGGGGCUAUGCAAACAACGGUUAUUAUAAUUCAACCUCGGUGUCCACUAGCAGCUCCUCCGGCUACCACCAGACGCUUGCCGCCUCUCACUCCCAGCAACAGAACCCUCCCCCUGCACAGGUCUACAAUACACAACAACAACAGCAACAGCAUCAACAAAACCAACAUCAACAACAGCAGGGCAUGUACGAUGUUCCAAAAUAUGACUCUCUUGCUACAAAAUACGACUCACCGCCACCUUUACCAAAGUACGACGGUAGUUUUAGCACUUCAAUGGACGGUUCCAGUGCACUGCAUAAUAUGGGGACACCUGAUAGACGCUCCAAUAAAAUGGCGGGAUACCACCACACUGCAGGGUAUUCUCCGUAUCCCGUGGGUAUGAAAUCUCCACCCCUAGGGUCCCCCAAAGUGAUCUCCCCCUCUGCUCAGAGUACGAUGCAUGACGGGCUACUGAAAAGCUAUGGGAAUGCAAUGCACAAUGUACAAGGUCUCUUUUCUGCUGGACAGAGUCUGGACAAAACGUUAUGAGAGAUGGACAUACUGGAAGCAACUAAAGGAAGGGUGCAUACACCUAUGCGUGAUGUAGAGUGACAAAUGACAGUAUAUAUGACAUGCUACAGAAAGUGAUGCAUGGGCAGAUGUCACUGUGUGACAACAGCA